AUGAAUGUUGAAGAUAAAAAACAAGAAAGAAGCAAGGCUAAAAUGGCGGUCGCUGUCGCUGCGAGGCGUCUGAUCGUAGCCUACAACAGAGAUUGUGAAUAUGAUAUUUUAAAGGAUUCAAUGUUCGAACUUGAAAAGGUAUUUGAUGAUUUUUGCGUUAUAAAUGAGGAAUACGAACUCAUUGUAUCUGACGAAAAAUACGCUGAACACCGUGUAGUUAAUGGUGAAGAUAUUAGGACUUACAGAGACAAUGUAAAAAGGUGCUAUGAAGAAGCUAGGAGUGUAUUUUUUAGUGUAAAGACAACAAUCGAACAAAAAGCUAGACAACAAAGUGCUGGGCCUGUCAAAGUUGCCCUAAAGAAUGACAUUUGUAGAAUUCAUGAACUAAUCACAGUCGUUGAUGAGAGUUUUAAACUGGAUAAUGUGAAUAUGGCAGCUUUACAACUAGAUAAGAGUGAUCUGCAGUCAAUUUUGAACAUAAUAUGUGAUGACAUGGCAAAACUUGGCUCGAUUCAAACACAAGAGGAAGUUAACCUAAUCCAAGAAGUCGAUGCUAUUAUCAGAGCAGUUUACAAAUGCAUCAGAAAGAUAAACUUGUUUUUGCAUGAGCAACAAGCAUUUGUUAAAUCACCACACAUUGAAACUGCCACUCUCCCCUCCGAAACCAACACCCCCCUGAGACCAUUAACACUGUGUCCCCCCGGAGAUCAACACCAACAUCCCCCCUGA
Paramuricea clavata is the source of this 729-nucleotide messenger RNA. Lineage: Eukaryota; Metazoa; Cnidaria; Anthozoa; Malacalcyonacea; Plexauridae. The record is from the annotation of a GenBank genome assembly.